AUGAAAAGUCCUUCCCCAACCACUCGGUCCAAAACCCCCAUCUUCCUCCUGAAGACCAAAUCGACCCCUCAGGACGGAUACGAAGAGUAUUUCUCCGCAUCGGGUUGCUAUGACCCCAUAUUCGUCCCCGUCCUCGAACAUAAGUUUCGCAACGCAAGUCUGCGGAGGGUGAGGGACCUGUUCGUUUCUGGGAAGAUAAGGGAGCAAUAUGGCGGGCUGAUAUUUACGAGUCAGAGAGCUGUGGAGGGGUUUGCGAGGAUCAUUAUGGAUGAGGUAGGGGAAACCGCAUCUACAAAGGCCUCUGAAUCCCUCCUCCUCUACAGCGUCGGACCAGCCACCUACCGCUCCCUGAAUAUAUUGCGCGAAUCGCAUCUCCCCCACUCCCAACUCAUGGGCCACGAUGCGGGUACGGGCGAGAUACUCGCACACAUCAUCCUCGACCACUAUAAUGCCAAUCACAGCAGUAGAAGAAGGAGCCAUGCUGACAGAGAAAGAAGAGCGGCUGAUGAAGAUGCUGAUGGCUGCGAAAAAACGACAGCGAAAAGGACCAAACUACCCCUUUUAUUCCUCAUUGGCGAGCAACACCGAGAUAUCAUCCCCAAAACACUCAUGGCAGACACACUUCCCCCAGAGACGCGGAUAGAGGUUGAAGAGUUGAUCGUGUAUGAGACGGGGGUUAUGGAGUCAUUUGAGGAUAUGUUUGCGGCUGCGCUGGGGGAUGCGCGAGCGAGGAGAAGGUUAGAGAGUGGUAGCAGUGGUGGUGCGGAUGGUGGUGAGAAUGUUAACUCUGGUGAACGACCUAUGUGGGUUGUUGUUUUCUCGCCUACGGGUUGUGAGGCUAUGCUUCGAACGCUUGGUGUGCUUCCAGGCGGUGAAGGGGGGGAGGAGGAGAAGGAGAAGAAGGCAAGGAGAAUUGAGAGGGCCCUGCGAGAUUGCUAUAUCGCAACGAUUGGGCCGACGACGAGGGAUCAUCUACGUGAGCGGUAUGGGGUGGAGCCGGAUGUCUGUGCGGAAAUCCCUAGCCCUGAAGGGGUUGGGAAGGGGAUUGAGAAGUUUUUGUUGGAGAAAAGGGGGAGAUAA
This is a messenger RNA of Blastomyces dermatitidis ER-3, 1080 nucleotides long. Its product is annotated as uroporphyrinogen-III synthase. The record is from RefSeq and is a predicted model, not a curated record. Gene Ontology annotation, biological process: uroporphyrinogen III biosynthetic process. The coding region runs from base 1 to 1080 and encodes 359 amino acids. NCBI's taxonomy places the organism in Eukaryota, Fungi, Ascomycota, Eurotiomycetes, Onygenales, Ajellomycetaceae. Gene Ontology annotation, molecular function: uroporphyrinogen-III synthase activity. The transcript is spliced from 2 exons.